GCCACCCUGGGCAGCGUGGGGCUGGCAAAGGCCCUGCUCCCGGCCCCGCCCUGCCCCCCGGGGCUGUGGGGGGCGGGGGGCUGAGCCUCUCUCUGGUCUUGCCCCCCCAGGAGGUCCCCGGUGGGCAGCCAGCCGACCUCCUGCAAGGCGAUGCUGUCAGAGGAGACCUACCAGCAGCUGGCCAAGGAGACCCUGGAGGAGCUGGACUGGUGCCUGGACCAGCUGGAGACGAUCCAGACCUACCGCUCCGUCAGCGAGAUGGCGUCCAACAAGUUCAAGAGGAUGCUGACCCGUGAGCUCACCCACCUGUCUGAGAUGAGCCGCUCCGGAAACCAGGUCUCCGAGUACAUUUCCAACACGUUCCUCGACAAGCAGAACGAGGUGGAGAUCCCGCCCCCCACGCACAAGGAGCGGGAGAAGAAGAAGAAGCAGCAGCCCAUGUGCCAGAUCAGCGGCGUGAAGAAACUCGUGCCCAGCUCCAGCCUAACCAACUCCAGCAUCCCCCGCUUCGGGGUCAAAACCGACCAGGAGGAGCUGCUCAGCCAGGAGCUGGAGAAUCUCAACAAGUGGGGUCUGAAUAUUUUCCAUGUCUCCGAAUAUUCCAACAGCCGCUCGCUCAGCUGCAUCAUGUACACGAUAUUCCAGGAGAGGGACCUGCUGAAAACCUUCAAGAUCCCGGCGGAGACGCUGCUGACGUACGUGCUAACCCUGGAGGAGCAUUACCACAGCGACGUGGCCUAUCACAACAGCCUGCACGCCGCCGACGUGGUGCAGUCCACGCACGUCCUGCUGGCCACGCCCGCCCUGGACGCUGUGUUCACCGACCUGGAGAUCCUGGCCGCUCUGUUUGCAGCCGCCAUCCAUGACGUGGAUCACCCGGGCGUCUCCAACCAGUUCCUGAUCAACACCAACUCAGAGCUGGCCCUGAUGUACAACGACGAAUCGGUCCUGGAGAAUCACCACCUGGCCGUGGGCUUUAAGCUGCUGCAGGAGGAGAAUUGCGACAUCUUCCAGAGCCUCGGCAAGCGCCAGCGCCAGACGCUGCGCAAGAUGGUUAUCGACAUGGUCCUGGCCACCGACAUGUCCAAACACAUGAGCCUCUUGGCCGACCUCAAGACCAUGGUGGAGACCAAGAAAGUGACGAGCUCCGGGGUGCUGCUGCUAGACAACUACACAGACCGGAUCCAGGUGCUGCGGAACAUGGUUCACUGCGCCGACCUCAGCAACCCCACGAAGCCGCUGGGGCUGUACCGGCAGUGGACCGAGCGCAUCAUGGAGGAGUUCUUCCGGCAGGGUGACAAGGAGCGGGAGCGCGGCAUGGAGAUCAGCCCCAUGUGCGACAAGCACACGGCCUCCGUGGAGAAAUCCCAGGUGGGCUUCAUCGACUACAUCGUUCACCCGCUGUGGGAGACGUGGGCGGACCUGGUGCACCCCGACGCCCAGGAAAUCCUCGACACCCUGGAGGAUAACCGGGACUGGUACCACAGCAUGAUGCCGCAGAGCCCCUCCCCGCCCCCGGACGAGCAGGACAAGGACGAGGAGACCUGCCUGGAGAAGUUCCAGUUCGAACUGACGCUGGAGGAGGAGGGCGAGGAGUCGGAUCAGUCGGACCCGGAGCGCUGCAGCCUGGGCCAGGAGGAGGAGGAGCCGCCCUGCCCGGCCCCGGAGGAGGGGGUUGGGCAGAACGGACUGGCACACGACACAGCCCCUGGGGCACCGUGACUCUGGGCUUCGGCUCAGCCGCCCGGCGGGAAGCCACACGCGCCCCCCCCCGCCAUGGACUCUCUUUGGGGGGAGCCGACACACAACGCCCGUUAAUUUAAUGUUGGGUUUAGUUGAGGGGAUUUUUAUUGUAUUUUUUACAAAAAAAAAAAGAAAAAAAAAAAGAAAAAAAGAAAAACUUUGAAAAAACCAAACCACAACAAAGGGAACAAACACAGCAACUGUAGAGGGGUCGGCCCGGGCCCGGCCCCCCCAGCGGAGCUCCCAGCCCCCCGGACUCCUGCACCUCCCGCCUGCCUGCGGGUUUGCUGGUGUCACUGGUCCAGCCUGAUUCUCUUUGGUUCGGAGCAGCCGGGGCCGGGGGCUUUUCGCGCCCUUCAGAGAUCUAUUUUUUUAAGCAAUCAGGACUGAACACAGAGCGGGAUCGGAGCGAGGGGGGAGCCGGCUCUGCGCCCCCCAGCCCUGCGCCCUCAGCCGGCCUCCAUCCGGCCUGGGGCCUUCGUGCCGGCGCUGCCGGCUGCUCCGGGCCGCCCGACGGUGGGGCGGAUUAUUGUAAUUUAUUCUUGCGGGGGGAGGGGAUGGUUGUGGGCUCUGGGUUAUUUUAACGCACCUGGUAAUUUAUUGUACAUUAAUUAUUAUUUUUGGAACGGGGGGGGGGAGAGAAGUUGUUUUAUUUUUCUGUAAUCAGAUUUUUUUCUCCCAUUGCUCGGGGGUUCAUUUCGUCCCCUCUCCCCUCCCCCACUGAGGCCAUAGCUCCCCCUUUCCUGGGAGGCCGAGAGGGGGGGUGAAAAGGGGGCUCUCAAUGGCGACGCUCCAACCCCCCCUCGAAGCAGCCGCUCUGCGAGCGACCAGCCAGCCAAGUCUUCCUCUCUCCAGCCGUUUGCACAAGGCCGGCGCUCCGGCCGCACGGACUGACUGGAUCAGGCAGCUGCCCCCCGCCCCCGCCCCUGCCCCCGCCGAGCAGCUGGGAACCAGCUUCGCUUCACUUUGCGAUGACUUGCCAACCCCCCCCGCUGGCAGCAGACGGGCUGCGGGCACCGGCGCUGCAGGGGGGCGCCCAGGGGCCAGGCAGAGCGGGAUUCAGGGGGCGCUGGGCUCCGGACCGUCGGCCUGGUGCCCUCUGCGGCGUUAGUCCCUGACCCCGGCCAGCCUGGGAGCUGGGCCCGCUGGCUGCUGCCUUCCCUGGGCCGGGGGGGAGCCAGGCCGGGCUGCUCCGUCCCCCCCCGAAUGCCCAGCACCCAGUGGGGGCAGGUAGAGCUGGGGCUUUAGAACCGUUUCCUCAGGGUCUCCCUGUGCUAAAUGGGGGGAGCAGCUUCCCCCCCCAGCUCCACUAGCCGCGUCUGCACCGGCCUGGUUCUGGCUGCAGGAUGUGGGGCUCACUCGGGGGGGCUGAGCUCGGGGGUUACAGCCAGGGUGAAAGGUCAAGGUGACCCCCCCUCCCCCUGCAGGAAACCAGAGUUUCUCCCCAUUGCACUGGGAGGGGGCAGUUGUCUGGCAAAUGAGUCCUUUGGUGGGGCUGAGAGGGCAGGGAGGUGGGCUCAGGCUGGGGCUGGCGUGUGCCCCCCCCCCCCCGGUGUGAAGCAAUAAUGAGUGAGGUUCCUCCCCCCCAAUGCUUCAGCUUUCGAACCAAAGCCCUUGGGCCACCGUCCCCCCGGGCUCGUCCCCUGGGCCAGCAGCUCCGGGGUCCUGUGGCCGGGGGCUGCCCUGGGGGGUGAGGAACAUGGGCAGGGCCCACCCGAGCGAUGUGCCAGCGCCCGGGGGGGGCCGGGGGGGCGGGGCGCUGCCAUGUCUGAACACUGUACUGUAGCAAUUGAUUUCUAUUUUCCGCGGGGCGGGGGGGGCCGCCCCGUAGAGCCUUUAUUUUUGUACGCGGUUCGGUUCCGUGCGUCGGUCGGGUCGGUUUUGCUCUGUACAUACUGUGAAUAGCGGCUGUAAAUGUCCUCCCCUCCCCCCACCUCAAACAAGACAGCGUGGGCCGGGGGGGGCUGAGCCCCCUCCCCAGGAUCUGAGCUCCCCCCCACCCCCGCGUAUGUAUCUGGUGUAACAGCUCCUCCUUCGCCAUGUCCCUGCCGUGUUUCUCCCUCUCCCAGUGUCAGCUGCGGAGCUACAAUAAAACCAGGAGGAAGGGA
Molecule: messenger RNA, 3851 nt
Organism: Mauremys mutica (yellowpond turtle)
Lineage: Eukaryota; Metazoa; Chordata; Testudines; Geoemydidae
Product: cAMP-specific 3',5'-cyclic phosphodiesterase 4B-like
Exons: 11
Coding region: 151-1722 (523 amino acids)
Biological process (GO): signal transduction
Cellular component (GO): cytosol; nucleus; perinuclear region of cytoplasm
Molecular function (GO): 3',5'-cyclic-AMP phosphodiesterase activity
Source: RefSeq, a predicted model, not a curated record